Molecule: messenger RNA, 4685 nt
Organism: Drosophila serrata
Lineage: Eukaryota; Metazoa; Arthropoda; Insecta; Diptera; Drosophilidae
Gene: NSD
Product: Nuclear receptor binding SET domain protein
Cellular component (GO): nucleus
Molecular function (GO): histone methyltransferase activity; protein binding
Source: RefSeq, a predicted model, not a curated record
AUGCACUAUACGGUCACACAACAGCAUUUUUGGCGCACGCGAGGCUUGUUAUUUGGAAAUUUCUAUUUUGUGUUUGGUUUAUAGGUAGCGCAAUUAAUUCACAUAAUGAAAUUAUCCGCGGGUUCACACUGCGAAAUAGAGGGCGGGGGAGCCCAAAGCAAUGCGCUGCUACAUUCCGCCGCCGAUGUGUCCACCGACGAAGGAGCUGCGGGCAACGCCGAAUCGGUGGCAUCAGAAGGCCCGGACCCGCAACAGCCCACGGAGCGCCAACCAAAAGCGGCUGCAGCUGGAGAUGUUGGGUUGGCGGAACAAGCGGAGCCCGAUGCGGACGUGGACAUACAGACGCCUACAGGCAAGCACCAGCAACAGCCACGGCGCUCCGCUGUGAUCAGGAAGCGCGAUCUAAUCAAUUUACAGUCAAACCUGAGCCCCAAAUACAUUGGCUUUGCCAACGCCAAUUCACCCACGCCGUUAUCCGACUCUGACGACACGGUUCGCUCAACACGCCGACGCGCCAACCAAGCAGCUGCGGCCCUCAACAGUAGUAGUGCCUGCGAGACCAUUUUCCAGGACAAUGCAUCACCUAAUACCACCAGGGAAACUGACGCAGGCAGCGGCGGAGGCGCGCAGCUGCUCGACCGCGGCGGAAGCCACAGCUACUUGAGCCCCAUCGAGAAACUUUUGAUCAAGAACGGCUCCAGGUCGCCUAAUAGCACAGGCUUUGAGGCGGAUGCCGAAGACCAAGGGAGCUCGCACGUUCGAAAGCAGCUAAAGCGGAAAAUGAGGCGAGUGACCAAAUCAAAGCCGGCUUUGGAUAUAAAUGCCGAGGGCGAGCCCGUACCCGAGGUCCUUGGAGAGUUAGAAGUGAAGAAAGAGUCGCUCGAGAAAGAAUGCCCUUCUAAUGAAGAGGCCCCAAAAGACAAUGGCGAAAUUGCGCUCAUUAUUAAAUCCGAGACUGAAACUGAGGCUGAAGCUGAAGCUGUGUCUGCUGUUCAGCUGGAUGUUAAUCCAAAUGAUAGUUCCAGAUCAAGACCUGAAAAAGUGGAAAUGCAAACUAGCGAGUUAACUGAGGCAGAGGCUGUAAUCAGCGAAGAAUCAAAAGAACUGAUAUUUGCUUUGCCCAUGGCCGCUUCCACAGAGGUGGAUAUGAAGUCAUCACCACCUGACUUGAGUUCUACUGGAUUCGAGGUAAAUGUCAUGCAGAAAUCGCCUUCAUCCGUAAGCAUAGACAGCGCCAAAGGCAUGUCCAUUGUCACCGAUCCCGGAUGGCCCACUUAUCAAGUGGGUGAUCUGUUCUGGGGCAAGAUAUUCACGUAUUGCUACUGGCCGUGCAUGGUGUGUCCGGAUCCGUCUGAUCAGAUCGUUGGCAACAUGCAGAGUCAUCCACAUCGCGCGUCCGUGGACAAUACUGCGAUGCCCAUUCAGGUGCAUGUGCGUUUCUUUGCGGACAACGGGAGGCGCAACUGGAUAAAGGCUGAAAAUCUACUGCCCUUCGCCGGUCUCAAGGCGUUCGAGGAGCAGAGAGAGGAAGUACUUGUCAGGCAUGGUCCGAAGAGCGCCAAGUACCGGCAAAUGAUGCCCAAGCGAACGAAGGUUGCCAUCUGGCGGCAGGCCAUUGAUGAGGCACAGAUCGUUGCCCAGCUACCUUACGCCGAUCGUCUUGAGAAGUUUUUCGAGAUCUACGAGACCGUUGUCACAAUUAAUAAGCAACGGCGCAAACGGACCAAUUCUAUGAUGCAGGACACCUCGGAUGUUGGAAGCAGUCUGUACGACUCGAAUGACAACCUGCACAACAGGCCAUUAUUGCUUGACUUAAAAAGAGAGCGGUCUGAGUCCCCCUUUAGUCCCGCCUUCUCGCCCGUUAAGGUCAGGAACGAGAUGCGGGCCAAGCGACGUAAGCUGAGCGACGGCAACGAGGCUGAAACUGGCACUUCGAAUUCCCUGGAGGUGACCCCAUUACCAGGCCAGGCCCAGACUGUAAGUAGCACUAAUCCGAUCCUCACGCCGGACGCCAGUAUCUACGCGAAUCCCGAGUUCGGUCAGCUCUUCGAUGCCGUUAAGGAAUACGUAAUGGUGCACCGAUCGGAGGAAAAGGUGGAGAAGGUUUUGCUCGGCGUGGUCAGCAACAUUUGGUCGCUAAGGUACAUCCAGAUGCGUGAGCUAGAGCGGGACAUAAUCAGCGGCGAGAUGGAUCAGCAGCUGGGCUCUUCUGUGUUAGAGCGUGGUCGGGGAGUUGGCACCAUUAAACGUCUGUCGAAUCGAUUGAAAACUCUGAUGGUACGACGCAGUAUGACCCCUGUCGUGGCGCCCAGUCCUACGCUCACGGAGCCAUCGGCGGAACGCCGGUCCUCGGAGGUGCCGAAGGCUAAAAAGUCUCUCAACCGACCCAUUGAAGAGGUGGUCCAGGACAUCUUACAGCUGGACAGCAAGUAUCUCUUUCGCGGACUCAGCCGCGAUCCGGUGUGCAAAUACUGCUACGAGACGGGCUGCCACCUGCAACGAUGUUCGAACGGCUGCAACAGUUGGCUGCAUGCUGACUGCUUGGAAUGCAAGAAGUCGGGUCACAAAAUGCCCAAAGCAGGAAGUCGAAAAAUGGCCCUAUCUCUCCAACCGUCCACCUCCAAGUCGCCCAGUCCUACCGAUUCGGAGCACAUAACAGCUGAUGCCGUGGUGCCCACUAGCGCGACGGACACUGCAAACAGCGGUCCAUUAGUAUGCCAGGAAUGCGAAUCGGGCGAAGUUGAACUCUGUGUUAUAUGUCACCAGGUUGAAUCGCCAUCUAAUGCGGUGCAAGGGUCGUUGGAUGAGGAGGAAAAACCCCAGCUGCCCCAAGCCGUGCCAGAGAACAUUCUUCUGACCUGCAGCCAGCCAAUGUGUGGGAAGCGUUUCCACACAAAGUGCUGCAAGUACUGGCCCCAAGCCAACACUAGCAAGUCUUCGCCACGUUGCCCGCGGCACGUAUGCCACACCUGUGUGUGUCUCGAUCCUAGCGGCAAGUUCCAACAGGUUGGAAACUCUAAGCUGGCAAGGUGUGUCCGCUGCCCGGCCACCUAUCACCAGGACUCGCACUGCAUUCCAGCCGGCACUAAAAUGCUCACUUCCACUCACAUCAUCUGUCCGCGUCACAGCAUACCCAAAUCGGAUGCUCACCUCAACGUAAUAUGGUGCUGCAUAUGCGUGAAGGGCGGCGAGCUCCUCUGCUGCGAAACCUGCCCCAUCGCUGUGCACGCUCACUGCCGCAAUAUUCCCAUCGAGAAGAGUGAGAACUACAUCUGCGAGGAGUGCGAGAGUGGGAGAAUGCCACUGUACGGCGAGAUAGUGUGGGCCAAGUUUAACAAUUUCCGCUGGUGGCCGGCAAUCAUCUUGCCGCCCACCGAGAUACCCAGGAACAUAUUGAGUAAAGCCCACGGGGAUAAUGAUUUUGUCGUGCGAUUCUUUGGUACCCACGAUCACGGUUGGAUAUCGCGGCGCCGGGUUUAUCUUUACAUUGAGGGCGACAAACUUUCAGGAGAUUCUCAAAGGACAAAGACUCUGUUGCACAAAAGUUACAACACGGGCGUGGAGGAGGCGACGCGCUUCCUAAAGAUCGUCAAGGAACGUCGGAAAGAACAGGCCAUUGGUCGUCAAAGCGCCAGCAAGCUGCAUCCGCCGCCCUACGUAAGAAUCAAGGUCAACAAGGCGGUGCCGCCAUUGCGCUUCACUCUGAAUAUGGAGGAUAUAAGUGCUUGCGGGUGCCCGUCCGAUGCAGAACAUCCCUGCGGCCCCGACUCUGGCUGCAUCAACCGCCUGCUGUACAACGAGUGCAAUCCUGAAAUCUGCCGCGCCGGCCAACGUUGCGAGAACCAAAUGUUUGAGCUGCGCAAAACGCCCCUAAUGGAGGUGGUCUACAUGAACGAGCGUGGCUUCGGACUUGUGUGCCGGGAGCCCAUUGCCCAGGGUGAUUUCGUGAUCGAAUAUGUCGGCGAGGUGAUCAACCACGCGGAGUUCCAGCAGCGCAUGUUGCAGAAGCAGCGGGACCGGGACGAGAACUACUAUUUUCUGGGCGUGGAGAAGGACUUUAUAAUCGAUGCGGGACCCAAGGGCAACCUGGCGCGGUUCAUGAAUCAUUCGUGCGAUCCGAACUGCGAGACCCAGAAGUGGACCGUAAACAGCAUCCAUCGCGUGGGGCUGUUUGCCAUUAAGGACAUUCCUGCGAAUACCGAGCUUACCUUCAACUAUCUUUGGGAUGAUCUAAUGAAUAACAGCAAAAAGUCUUGCUUCUGCGGGGCAACACGCUGUUCUGGGGAGAUCGGUGGCAAGCUCAAGAAUGUCGCAGCUAAGGAGGCAAAGGGCAAGACCGUCGAUAAACUAAAGCAGAUACGUCGCGGAAAAGGUGCCCCUGCAUUUCGAAUCCAUGUUAAGAAGAAGAAGACAACAUAGCUAGAGGAGCCUAGGAGCGCUAAUAAAGGUUACGAAGUCUUAUACAUUAUGAAGUAGAAACCGAAAACGCAUGACGAUGGCUGAAGAUAUAUAUUUUUUUAACAUGGCAUUGUUUUUGUACUGCGGAGCCAAGCCUCUGCUUUUUACCUGCGCCACAUGUAUUUAUUUACUACACAGUUAAAGUUACUUACUUUUAGUAGACCAAUUGGUUCAUACUUUGUUCACUAGCUUAACGUUAAAACAAAUAAAUCAAUAUUCAUUUUUAA